AUGCAGGCGCCGGCCACCGCCCGACGGGAUGCAGCCACAUGGGCGGGCAGCAGCGCGCGCUCCCGCGUCUGGCCACUCCCGGCUGCAGCGGCAGGCGGUGCAGGCACAACGUGGGGCAGCGCCAGCGCCACCAGGGCCGCAGACGAGUGGCUGCCGCCGCUCGUCCACCCUGGCCGCCACGGCGCCGCUCCCAGCGACCCCUACACUUUCAACUCCUCUACCGGCAAAGGCAGCGACGCCCAAGCCGCCAGCUGUGGCAGCAGCGGCGUGUUACAGCAACGAAUCAUGGAGGCGCCGAACGUCGAGCAGCUUCAGGGCCUGCUGCCAGCGCUGGCGGCUGCCCCGCGGCCCCACCUCAUCUCAAUAGCGUGGGUGGCCUUGGCCCAACUGGCAUCCAAGGAGCUCGCCGCCGCCGCCGCCACGCCCGCGGCGCCCUUGGCGGCCGGCGGCAGGGCCCACAGCAAUGGUGCCAGGGGUGGCCAGGGCGGUGUCACGGCCGCGAUGGAGGCUGAGGUGGCAGCAGUGGCGGCGCGCGUUGUGGAAGCCUGCGGGCAGCUGCAGCUGCUGACGCGCGAUUUCAUGGGCAGCAUGCAGUUUGCCCAGCUGUCCGGGCUGUUCUGGGCGUGGGGCCGGCUGGUCCAGAGCGUCGGGGCGCAGGCGGUGGGCGCGCGGAUGGUCGAGGCGGCCGCGGCGCGCGUGGCCGCGUGCCGGACCGAUGAUGAGGCGCAAGGCCGCAUCCCCUCAGCAGCCCUGCAGCUCGCGCGCCUCUCCUGGGGCGCCGCCACGCUCCGCGCGCUGCACCCGCCGCUCUGGCGCAAGGUCGCCGCGCUCGCGGCCCCGCUGGCCGCCGACGCCGGCGCGCGCGAGGCGGCGGGCCUCAUGUGGGCGCUCGGACGCGCGCGUGCCCUGGAGGGCGCUGCGGCGGAGGCGCUCUCGGCGCGCGCGCUCGCGCUCGCGCCCCUGAUGGGCGCGAAGGACCUGGCGAACGUCGCGUGGGCGCUCGGCGCGGCGCGCGAGCGGCGGCGCGCGCUGCUGCCGGCGCUGGCGGCGGCCGCGGGGCGGCUGCAGGGGGAGCUGGGGCCCGAGGAGCUUGCCGGCGUGAGCUGGGGCUUCGCGCGCCUGUGGGGCGCGCGGCGCCGCGCACAGCAGGACGGGCGCGGUCCGCUGCUGCGGGCGCUGGCGGCGGCGGGCGCGGGGCUCGCGUCGCAGGCGGGUGUGCGGCAGGCGGCGACCGUUGCAUGGGCGCUCGCGACACUGGCGGGGCCGCGUGGGCGGCGACGGCGGCAAGGUGCCGAAGGCGGGGGCGCGGCUGGGGGCGAGGGCCCGGAGGAGGUUGCGUGGGCGGCGAUCGACGUGUUGUUGGCGCGCGUGGAGGAGUCGGGAUUGCAGGGGGCACCGCUGCCCGAGGUUUGCAUGCUCAUCUACACGGCGGCCAGGGCCGGUAGCGGCGGCUGCAGCGAGGCAAGGGCGCGGGGGGCGGCGCGGCCUGAGCUGUUGCUGGAUCAGAUUGCGGCGUGGGUGCUGUCGGCGCAGGAGCCACUGCGGGCAGACGCCGUGGCGAUGCUGCUGUUUGGGUUCCGGAGGGCCCGCUACUUUGAGCUGAGCGCAGGGGGCACCCAUGGCGGCGGCGGCGAGGGCGGGCAACUGAGCGACGCCGUCUCGGCGGCGCUGGUCGGCCGCGCGUCGGCGCUCGCGGCCGCAGGCGCGUUCGCGCCGCUGCAGCUGCCGCGACUUGUGGCGGCGCUGGGCACCCUCGCCUCGCCGGCGCGCUUGCAGCAGCGGCAGGCCGAGUUCCUUUUGGGAGGGGAUGUCGGUCGCAGCGGCGGCGGCACGCCGGACCUUGCGCAGGCGGUCGCGGACGAGGCGCGCGCCACGCUGGAGCGUCUGGCGCUGCCCGCUGCGGCGGUGGCGGGUCGGCUGAAGCUCAGAGCGCUGGCUGACGUGGCCUGCGGCUACGCCGCCGCGGGGCUGCACCCGGAGGAGCUGUUUGAUGCCAUAUCAGAGGGCGCGGACCGCAGCGGCGGUGCGAGCGGCGUGCGCGCUGCGAACUUUGCUGGCUGA
This is a messenger RNA of Monoraphidium neglectum, 2061 nucleotides long. RefSeq lists its product as hypothetical. Bases 1 to 2061 code for a protein of 686 amino acids. The transcript is spliced from 3 exons. NCBI's taxonomy places the organism in Eukaryota, Viridiplantae, Chlorophyta, Chlorophyceae, Sphaeropleales, Selenastraceae. The record is from RefSeq and is a predicted model, not a curated record.